GCGACAGCGUGUGUUGUCUGGGUAUUUUACGCGCGCCGUCACCGUUGUCGUUGACGUGUCGCAACGUCGUACGUUCGCGAGUGUCGCGAGUGCGCGAGAGAUCGUUCGCGCUCGUGCGACCGGAACGGGAACUCCAAUUUCAACGCUCGCGCCGUGGUGCCGUCAACCGUCGAUCGACUCACCGACGACGGCUGACUAUCUUUUUUUCUCUUUCUCUCCUUCUCUCUUUCUCUCUGCGUCGCCGAUCCGCCGCACGAAUGAUCCACGGAUGAUCCAACAUGGCGUCGACCGAUCUGUCGUUCGGCUCUAUACCGGCGUUCUACAGAGAAGUCUACGAGAAGGUCUGCUUGCCCACCAGCGGAAACGUGAAGCUCGAGGUGUUCAGGUCCCUGCUUGUCAAGUCGCAACUAAGCGGUUCCAUCGUCAAUCAGAUAUGGAAGCUGGUGGACAGCAAGACGGGUUAUCUUACGAGAAGCGGACUGUACAAGGGUCUCGCUCUCAUCGCCUUCGCUCAACAAGGAAAGCAACCGAGCGACAAGCUACUGGAAAAUUCCGAAUCCCAAGAGUUACCCGUUCCCGCUCUGGGAGAUCUGUCGGAAGUGACGCUUCUGGCGCAGAGGCUGCACCGGGGCAAUCCCGCAAAGCUGAGUCACACUUACUCGGACAUCUGUAAUCUGGACACUAUCGAGGUCAACCUCGUUCCCGAGAAGAAGGGCAUUUUCCUGAAGCACGUGGAGUAUCAAGUCACCAGCAAGAGGUUCAAUUCCGUGGUCUACAGGCGUUACAAUGAUUUCGUAUCGUUAUACGACCUCCUCCUAGCUCGGUUUCCCUACAGAUUGAUCCCCAAGUUACCACCGAAGAAAAUCGUAGGAGCGGACUCACAAUUUCUCGAAGAGAGGCGGCGCUCUCUCCUGCGGUUUCUCACGCUGAUCGCUCGCCACCCGGUGGUAAGCGACGAUCCGAUCGUACAAUUUUUCUUCACGUACACCGGCGACGAGACGCAGCACAAGAUCCGCGAGGUAUUCAGGCGCGUGCCCGAUGAGUUUGCCACGUCCGAGCUGUCGUCGAGGGCGAAAGAGCUGAUGCCGCCCGAGACGCUGACCGAGUUCGCGAACAGCCGCGAUCAGAUACGCGUGAUACUCCUCGGGAUCUCCCGGCUGAAGCACAUCGCCGACAGCCUGGCGAUCAGGUCGCAUAAUUACGCGGUGGAUAUGGCUGAGCUCGGCAAUCAGCUGAGCACUUUGGCCGCGGAACAGCACGGCACCGGCACCUGGCUCACCGGCUGUUCCAGCCUUUGGCAAGACAUGAAGAAGGGCUUUCACGUAAUCUCGAAAGAGUUCAACCUGCUGUCGACCAGAGCCCUUCAACAAGCGGUCAGAGAGGAGACCAUGGUCUGCGAGAGGCUGAAUCUCCUGCUCGACAUUUUAGUCGCGCACAGGAUGCUGUGCGAGAGACACGAGCGAGGCGUCAGCACCGAUCAUCAACGCGCCCUGUCUACGAUGCUGUCUCUCAAGAAGCGGCAAAUGCAAGGCGUUAUUCGCGGCACCGACGCCGACACCGUCGAGUACCUCGAGAAUAAGAUGGUCUCCCAGGAAUCCGUGAUCGCCAACGUCGAACUGAGGAACUGUUUCUCGCUGCUCUGCCUGCACAUGGAGACCCAGCUCGUUCACGCGCAUCUAGAGAUACUCGCCACCGUGCUGCAGAGUCUCGUGAGCGUGCAGAUUCGCGGGCAUUCCGAGUUGGCUGAAGUGUGGAAGCUAAUCGAACCGACGAUUACAAAGUGUUUGCCCGAGAAGUUAGCAAGCGGGUCCAAUGGAGGAUAGCACCGGAGUAGCAAAGUUUCGUAUAUGCCCAGACAGAUCAUAGCGUUGCCAAAUAAUUGAUAACCGAAACUUGUAUAAUACACAAUUCCCGGUAAACAUGACAAUACGGUGGUCGAAGACAGGAAGAAGAAAGACGUGCAAAAUCUCGAGUCGUUCCACAUUAACUACAUAGAUUCUAUAUUUAUCUACAUAUAGAUUCUAUAUCUGUCUGAUUAUAUAGAUUCACUUGCAACAUUUGUAUAUUCUUUGAUUAUCAAAUGAUUAAAAUAUCACGUAUGAUAUUUAACCGGAGAUAUUCAUCUUUUAUUAUAUGAUGAUAAGAAUCUCGAAUAUGUAUAGCGCGUUCAAGUUUUAAACAUUCCCUGUUGUGUACUUAAUAUAUUUUAUGGACCAGCGAACGAUAUUUCUAAUUCCCUAAUAAUUGUUAAAUCGCUAUGUACAUAAGAAUUUAUAGGUUGUAUAUACGCGUGUCGUAUCGAUGCGUGAAGAGUGCCUAAGCGAUUGUAAAUAUAUACAUAUAUAACUCGAA
Molecule: messenger RNA, 2352 nt
Organism: Temnothorax curvispinosus
Lineage: Eukaryota; Metazoa; Arthropoda; Insecta; Hymenoptera; Formicidae
Product: sorting nexin-8-like
Exons: 9
Coding region: 279-1823 (514 amino acids)
Biological process (GO): retrograde transport, endosome to Golgi
Molecular function (GO): protein binding; phosphatidylinositol binding
Source: RefSeq, a predicted model, not a curated record